This is a messenger RNA of Cottoperca gobio, 6427 nucleotides long. It is a transcript of the gene lipeb, whose product is annotated as lipase, hormone-sensitive b. The transcript is spliced from 14 exons. Gene Ontology annotation, molecular function: sterol ester esterase activity; triacylglycerol lipase activity. The record is from RefSeq and is a predicted model, not a curated record. Gene Ontology annotation, biological process: triglyceride catabolic process; cholesterol metabolic process. Bases 33 to 2675 code for a protein of 880 amino acids. Lineage: Eukaryota; Metazoa; Chordata; Actinopteri; Perciformes; Bovichtidae. Gene Ontology annotation, cellular component: cytosol.
UGAGAGGCGGUGCGUAAACAGAGUAGGCGAAGAUGGCGUCGAACAAGAAGAGUGGUGGGAGUAGCAGAUUUGAGAAAGGUGUGAAUGGGAGACGCUCGUCCAAACACAAAGAGGGUCCAGUGGUGAUGGACACCAAGGCCGUGUUCGUGGCCCUGUACAGCGUGUGCGAAGAGAACGCCACCUUCUUCUCAGGAGGAGCCAAGGGGUCGCAGGGUGAUGCGGCAGGGCGGCUGGUGGAGACCAUGAAGCUGAUCCAGGAGCACGCUCGCAGCCUGGAGCCCGUUAUCUCCGGCUUCGCUACUGUUUACCAUCAUUUUGACUUUGACCCACACAUACCUGCCAAUGGCUAUCGCUCACUGGUCAAGGUCGUGCGCUGCUGCCUUCUCCACAUCAUCCAGAAGGGGCGCUACAUCACCGCCAACCGCCGCAGCAUCUUCUUUCGAGUAGCACACAAUGCGGGGGAGAUGGAGGCCUACUGCAACGCUCUGUGCCAGCUGCGCGCCCUGCUCUACCUGGCUCAGCGCAUGCUACAUGACAACAGCCACGGAAACCUCUUCUUCCAGGAUGAAAGUGGCCUCAGCGAGAGCUUCGUCCGUGAAUACGCAUCCAUGCACAAGGGGUGCUUCUAUGGCCGUUGCCUUGGCUUUCAGUUCAGUCCAGCCAUCCGACCGUGUCUCCAGACCAUCGCUAUUGGCCUCGUGGCUUUUGGAGAAAACUACAAACGCCAUCAGUCAGGAAUAGUGGAAGCAGGAGGUAUUGCACCAUAUGGUGUAGCAGCCAGCUCUUUCUUUACCUCGGGGAAGUACGCCAUCGACCCAGAGUUGAGAGGAGCAGAAUUUGAGCGCAUCACCCAGAACCUGGACGUCCAUUUCUGGAAGAGCUUCUGGAACAUCACUGAGACCGAAGUCCUGUCGAGUCUUGCGAGUAUGACAUCAACUCAAGUUAAGGUGAACCGGGCUCUUUCUGUGCCCCCCGUGCCCUUUGACCUUCCCCUGGCGGCCAACCACAGAGCUUCUGUAACUAUAGCUCCACCAUCUGCACACAUCGGCACGGCUCCAGUUCAGAUGAGGCUGAUCUCUUAUGACUUACGUGACGGACAGGACAGCGAGGCGCUGCUAUCUCUCGCCCGUUCUGAGGGGGGCUCCAUCUCUUUGUCGCUGGGGCUGAAGACCAAGCGCCUCCCCGCGUCUCCCUGCCUCCUCCUCCACUUGCAUGGAGGAGGAUUUGUUGCGCAGACCUCCAAAUCCCAUGAGCCCUAUCUGAAGAGCUGGUCCCAGGAUCUUGGUGUCCCCAUCCUGUCGGUCGACUACUCUCUGGCCCCUGAGGCCCCCUUCCCAAGGGCCCUGGAGGAGUGUUUCUACGCCUACUGCUGGGCUCUGAAAAACCACCACCUACUAGGCUGGACCGGAGAGAAAGUGUGUCUGGCCGGUGACAGUGCAGGAGGCAACUUGUGUGUGACGACGUCCUUGCGCGCUGCUGCCUUUGGCGUGCGAAUACCAGAUGGCCUCGUGGCAGUCUACCCGGCCACCCUGCUGACCGCCUACGCAUCGCCCUCCCGUCUGCUAUCACUUAUGGAUCCCCUGCUGCCGCUCAGUGUGCUCUCCAGGUGCCUCAACGCCUAUGCAGGCUGUGAGCCAGAGACGGAGACGCAGGUAGAGAAAGCGAGCACGCUGAGCCUGGUGAGGAGAGAUACGGCUCUGCUGCUCAGAGAUUUCCGACAGGGAGCCUCCAACUGGAUCCACUCUCUGCUGGAUCCCAACAGGGCCGCCGCCGCCUCCCCCAGCACAGCUGCAGAAGAGGCGCCACCAAGAGCCACCGACACUGUGAGGAAGAGCAUUUCAGAGGCGUCUAUCUCUUCUCCUCACGCCGACCCCCCUGUAGCCUCGGACACCUCCGACUUCCUCCACAGAAAGUUAUCUGUGAAGAGCCAGACUUGCCUGGAUUUGGGAUCCCACAACAAUUGCACGUCUCACAGUGCACCGCUUCUCUCCGAGCGCACUGCCCCAGAAGACAGGAAUUUCUUCUUUUGCAAGGACGUAGAUCCCUCCAUGUCCAGCGACCUGUCUACAGUGGCCAUACCACCCCCUGCUGGAGAGGAGGGAUCAGAGCUGGAGCACCCUCGAGAGUUUCCCCUGGGGUUUGAGCCCCUGCGCUCAGAGCAGAUGUCUAAUAUGAAGGUGGAGAACUCGCCAGUGGUCAAGGAUCCGUUCUGCUCUCCUCUGCUGGCUCCUGAUAGCAUGCUGAAAGGGCUGCCACCUGUACACAUAGUGGCUUGUGCGUUAGACCCCAUGCUGGAUGACUCUGUGAUGUUUGCCAAGCGUUUGAGGAACAUAGACCAGCCCGUCACUCUGUGCGUGGUGGACGACCUCCCCCAUGGCUUCCUCAGCCUAUCGCAGCUCUGCAGGGAGACGAAGGAGGCAGCCAACGUCUGCGUGGAGAGAAUUCGGGCUGUCUUCACCCAGAAGGACACACCCCCGGAGCCACGCAAGCACCGCAAGCUGGAACGGACCGAUCGGGGUGUGUCGGCCUCUUCUGGGGAAGCCGGUUCUCUCUCAGUCGGCCCCUUUGAGGAUGGGGAGCUGGCUGUUGGGAGAGGGACUAAACUUGCUGAUGGGGAUAGCGUAGUUGCUGUGGCAGCCCAGAAUAAAACUGACGCUGUUGGUGUUGAGCCUUAAAUAAGGUUAGAUUAAGGACUGCAGUUCACCCUGGUAGUGAAGAGAGAGAGAGUAAAUGAAAGUCAGACACAUUUAGGCAGAGCAAUGCCUAACGGGGAGGGAGAAAGCGUCCUACAAAAACAGAAAGGGGGAGAGGAGGCAGUCGAGGCGAUGGAGACAAAAAAAUAGAGGAGCACUAAAAUACAACUUCCUCUGCUUUGCAAUCGUUGCCACUUGUUGUGCACCGUUAUGCACAAAGCAAAGCUGGCAGACAAAAUGAAAACACUCACGAAAGACGGUGAUGUCUUUGAAACAAAAACAAAUAAUUUACCAGCUACUUAGAUCAAAGACCAGCACUCACAUAUGCAACACACAUACUUAGCUAAGUUGCUGUUAGCCAGCGAAGGCUCGCACAUAAAGCAGCACAGAAGAUACUUAAGACAAAGCCCGAAUGGGUGAUUCAUCUCAGCCGAGGCACUCAUUUCAGGCCCUAAUCAAAUAGUGGUCGACACACUAUCUGCGUCUGUAUGGAGUCAUCCCAUCAAAAUGGCCACUUGUCCUUUAGGGAGCCACUCUAAAUCACACUUAAUAACUCCACAUUGUGUUCUCCAUUGUUUGGCAGUCAAUACAGGUCACUUUGUGGGUAGUAACUCUGUUGUUUUAGGGUUGUAAUUAUAUUUGGGAGAGUCAACAGAAGUUGAUUUACUUGUUUCUUGAGAUUCUGCUGCACUCUCAUAUUAUUAACCCUGUGCAGCAGUUUUACUUUUGUUCUUCAUCAUUUGUUUUUCUAUUGCUGUACUUUUUAAUCCUUGAAUCAUUUAGUUUAGUUUGUUGAUUUGUACACCAUUCUGUCUGUUUCAUGUAAUCUUAUGCUGUUUAUUCCACAUGUUUGAAUGUGCUCAGUAUUUACCUCUGCGUCUUUGGCACAGCUGCUACGACAUCCCUCGCCUUUCAAUUAAACUCUAUCCUCAGUAAUGUAUUCUGAUAGGAUAAAGUAAGAAUAUUACACAAGGACACAGUGUCCUCUCGAGAUGCUGCCUGCUGCUUUUUGCAGGGCUGAUAUUAUUAUUACUGCGUUUUAUUAAUCGCUACAGUGACAUUUGUGGAGAUGCACUGAGAUUAUUUUGCGAAAACAAGAAUUUGGGUCCCUCGAGUCUUUUAGGAACAAUCAUAGCUCUCAGAUGUCUGAAAGCGGCAAAAAAAAAAGGUUUAAAUUGUUAUUCUUUCAAGACUGGAAACGGCUGCUCAACAUUCUCCUUCUGCAGAACUUGAGUAAGAGAGAAAGGGGCAGCCAAAAGCCCUCAGCUAUCAAUACACAUUUUAAACUCCACUGCACUGAUUUCCUCUCAGGUUGCCCUCGUUCCUCGCCGGCCGUUAUUUCUCACUACUUCUCUUGCACAGUACGCAGCGUGUCAAAGUACCCUUUCUCUCGAGUCGGGGAAUUUCCUGCCUGACAAUCUGUUUCUACAAAUCGGAAAGCUUUUCGAAAAAACACUUGAGGACCCUGGCCUCGGAGUGCUGUGUAACAACCCACUGAACUUGUGUUUGGCUGCUGGGCCAGGUGUUUUUUGCGCCCCACUAUCACAUUUGGGGUUGACUUUGUUUUCACAAACCUGAGUGCACUCCUGAACGUGUUGCCACCGAAGCACUUUGAAGUGCACAAGAAUGUCUUUGGGAGGGUCCGUCCCUCUAUUAGGUCCAACUGAAUAUAGAUGCCAACAAUGCUGGCACUGUCCUGCCCUUGCCUGGUAACAGGGUUAGGGUUGCCAGGUCUGUGGAGAAGGAUGCUGUGUGAUGAAUAGGAUUUAGCUGAAGCUCCGAGUGCAAAAAUCCUCCUCCCCCGUAGAAGAGCAGGAUUCUCAGCCGCAAAGUCAUGCUACAGGAUUAGACCGCGCUCGGAUCUGUCAGCUCGGAGUACUUACUGCAAUAUUUUUAGUCAGAUUGAUGGAGAGAACCGGGGCCACAAAGAGGAAGAAAGUAAUGCAGUCGUCUGAGAUACAGGGCUGAAGUUUGUACUUGCUUUAUUAGUCUGUUUAAUGCCCACUCUGCACUUUUGCAAUAGUUUGUAGAUCCGUGCUCGUGUAUUUUAACAUGUCACCGUUUUAUGUUCUUUGCUCGGUGCCUCUACGCGUGGCUCAGGUGGAGUCUACAUGUACACAUUCACAUGAUCACACCAGUGUGUGUGUGUGUGUGUGUGUGUGUGUGUGUGUAGAGAGAGAAACAUGAGGUCACACGUGAGCGCGUCCUCUUUUGUGUGUCUUGUGUUCACAUUAAGAAACAAAUGGCACUUUACUAAUAGUCAAGAGACUAUUCACAGUAUUAAUCAUCUGUCGCUGAGACCGAGAGCAACCUCAAGCCACUAUGGGUCAACUUUUUUUUGUCUGUGAUAUACUGUACAUCGACUUGACUUCAUCAAUCCUGAAAACACCAUCGCCUACGAAGCCCAGCAGGGUCGAGUGGCCAUUAGCACUUUGUUGUAUAAAGUAUGUGAGCUACUAGAAAACCUUUUUUAAAAGUGUGUCAAAUUCACCCAUUUGCUGUUUAUUGACCUCCGUAUGCCUCUUACCCUUGAUGACCACUCGUGCACCAGGCUAACCUGCCUGCAGGUGACGCAUCAGACGGCCCACCUGGUGUUGUGGACUAAUACAGUUUGCAGUGUUACCUUUUCUUUCUAGUUUUCCCAAUUCCUGGCCUUCGUCGUGGUUCUGCCGACGCUCGUACGCUUUCUGCAGCUUAGAGCGGAAAUGUUUGAUCCUGUAUUGUUUUCAAUUAGUGCUGCUGCGUCAUAGUGUCUAAUCGAUGAUCCGCAGACCAACUUUAUAAUCACAAAUUGUCCCUGUGAGUACACACUAGCUUGUAGUAGUUCAGUGUAAAGCUGCUUGUUUAGUUUUGUUUGAUAAUCAGGUUGUACAACCUACCUCCAGUUUUACUCUUUAAAAGAUUUUCUUUGCUCCUGGCUGGUUUUUUUGUUGACGUGCGAUGCUACGUUGCUACGUUGCUACAAACAUGAGCUAGCUGCUUCCACAACAUGUACAGUAAAAGCUAUGCAGUCAUCACAUCAUCUUUUCACAGUCUGUCUGUCAGAAAUGCUGUGAUGCCGUUUAUUGUCGUGCAAUGCAUUUGAAACUCCUCAAGGUUGGAUUGCAUCGUUAGCGUACCAACCUGCACACAUAACACUUGUUUGUCAAACUUCAUUCUUUCACAAAUGCAUUAAUGCGCUGAUGCGACUGACCUCAACCACUCCGAAAUGUUUCCUAAUGAGUAAUACUAAUGAGAUCAAUCGGUUAGAUAUACUAAAUGUAUUUCUAUAGUUUAGAAACUGAACCAAAGACUGAGUCUUGUAACAGAUGUGCUGUUUUGCCAUUUAGUGUUUGCUGUUAAUGAAAAUGCAGGUGCUAGUCGGUGCCAUAACCUGCGCUCCAUAUGCAAAUUGCUCUGCACUGUGAAAUGUAAUUCUGAUGUAGAUUAUAUUAGAUUAUAUUUAGCCUUUAAAAAAAAACAAGCCAUAGACUGGAAACAAAGCAAUUUUAAGUUUACUUGUUUUAAACUUUUUUUAUUUAAUUUUAUUCAAAACACCACAAGUGCAAACCUGUGAAUAAAAAAAAUGUAUAUUAAAAAUGUUAGGAAUCAUCUAAAUAUUUUUACUUUGAGAUUUGUUGAUCAGAUUGAUUCUUUGCAGGUUUCAUACGACGAGGUUGUGUCUGAUGUGCCGCGAGUAGGCUGGUUUCUUCUUCUGUUGAUUUUUAUCUAAAUAAAUAUAUUCUCCCAUGAAA